This is a messenger RNA of Vittaforma corneae ATCC 50505, 831 nucleotides long. RefSeq lists its product as uncharacterized. The record is from RefSeq and is a predicted model, not a curated record. Gene Ontology annotation, molecular function: protein binding. NCBI's taxonomy places the organism in Eukaryota, Fungi, Microsporidia, Nosematidae. The coding region runs from base 1 to 831 and encodes 276 amino acids. The transcript has a single exon.
AUGUCUGAUAGCUUUCAUACACCAUCUAAAAUUGUGCCUAGUCUCAUUGAAGAUGAAGAUGGCACCUUUACAGAAUUUAUAAAUCGCAGUGCUACUAAUAGAAUGAUUGAUGCACAUCUUGAAGCUUCAGGAUCGAUCAACUUGCCAGAAUAUCAAACCCACAAGUAUAAGAUUCGUGAACUUAUUGCAUUAUGUAUUUUUAACGGGAGCUCGGCAAACUUGUUGUCAACAGUUAGUCCAAGAGUCAGUGAAAAAUUUAAGAAGAUGAAUUUAACACUGCCCAGAAAACCUUCGCUCUCAGGAGUUUUUGAAAUAGUUAAUCUAAGCAAUCUACGAUUUAAGCAUGUGCCUUUAGCGAGUUUAAAGUUCCUAAAUGACCACUUUAGGAUGAAAAUUUUGAAUUUAUCAUCAACAAAUGUUAAUGUUGCUCAGUUGAAUGGUGCCAACCUUAAUAAUGUAGAGGCCUUGUUUCUGGAGAAUAUCGGAUUAACAACGUUUCCCCGCUUGCUCAGCUUCAGCAUUCUUAGAGUUCUCGACCUAAGCAACAAUAAUAUCACAAAACUAGAACCUGAAGGCUAUUUCGAUAAAAAGGCGAAAAAAUAUGGAGAAUUACCACAUCUGGAAUUUUUGUAUUUAUACAACAAUCCUAUUAAACGUACAGAUAUUAGUUCGGAAUUUGCUAGGAUAUUUGUCUACGAUGCUGAUAUUAUAUUAGACGAAUCAUCUCUGUCGAUAAGCGAGCUACGUCUGAACAAGAGAGGAGGCUCGAGAAAAAGACCUAUUGGAUUAGUCUCAGAAGACGAAGACCAACCAUCAGGAACUAAUACGUGA